This is a messenger RNA of Aphis gossypii (cotton aphid), 3069 nucleotides long. RefSeq lists its product as uncharacterized. Lineage: Eukaryota; Metazoa; Arthropoda; Insecta; Hemiptera; Aphididae. The transcript has 2 exons. Gene Ontology annotation, biological process: DNA integration. Gene Ontology annotation, molecular function: nucleic acid binding. Bases 1 to 3069 code for a protein of 1022 amino acids. The record is from RefSeq and is a predicted model, not a curated record.
AUGACUAUGCAAGUUUUGCAUAAAAACCGUCGCCCGUGGUCAAAAUCAGAAAAAAAAUUAUCAAUGUCCCUUUAUUAUAAAUCGUCUUCAACAUACAAAUUCUUAAGGAGAAAUGGUAUAGUCCUUCCGGCCGAAAGUACUGUACGUCGAUGGUUAAAAUCUAUUGAUUAUGUACCCGGUUUCAUUCAAAAUUAUUUAGAUCAAAUGAAAUUAAAAGUUACAACGAUGACCAAUAUUGAUAAACGGUGUGUCAUAUUAUUUGAUGAGAUGGCAAUAAUGAAAUGUAUAGAGUAUAACAAAACUCUUGAUAUAAUUGAGGGCUUUGAAGACUUGGGUCCAUUAGGCCGAUCUCCAAAAUUGGCCAAACAUACUCUAGUCAUUAUGGUAAGAGGGCUAUACACUAAUUGGAAAUUUCCAUUAUGUUAUUUUUUAACUUCUAAUGGUGUUAAGGGUAAUGAUUUAGAUACUUUAUUACAACAUUCAGUUAAAGAAAUUUUAAAUAUUGGACUAUUGCCCACGGCAUUAAUAUGUGACCAAGGAUCUCAAAAUAGGAAAUUACUUUCUUGCCCGUACUAUAGUCUCAGUAUAACAUGGGUGACGCUGAUCAAGACGCUCGCUCGAUCAGGGCUGCAAUUGAAGAAAUGGGCCAGUAAUUCUCCGGAGCUUUUGUCCAAGUUGGAAACUGAAGAUUGUUCAAGAGAUCCACUGUCGUUUGAUCAAAACAAUUCAGUACAAGUGCUGGGAAUGCGGUGGAAUGCCGGAGAAGACUUCUUUUCUUUUCACACUAACCAGUUCCGGUUAAUUCUUACCAAGAGAGGCGUGUUGUCAAUGAUCGCUAGAAUAUUCGAUCCGUUAGGGAUGCUGUCUCCGACAAUAUUUUAUGCCAAGACGAUCAUGCAACGUCUGUGGAUUGCCCAGAUUGAUUGGGACAGUAAGCUCCCCGCGGAUAUUUCUGAAGAAUGGUGCAACUUCUACCAUUCACUGAGUUGGUUACGUGAAAUCAGGAUACCUCGAUACAUCGGUUGCUCCACCGGAUGUAGUUAUCUUCUUUGUGGUUUCUGUGACGCUUCCGAGAAGGGAUAUGCUGCUGUAGUAUACCUCCGCGUGACUGAUCCGUCCGGAGUUACAGACGUAUUCCUUCUGGGUGCCAAAACAAAAUUGGCUCCAAUGAAACCUAUAACGAUUCCUCGCUUAGAGUUAAGCGGUGCGGUGCUCCUCGCACUGUGGCUGGCGAGGCUCAAACGAAUCUUGGAGUGUCAACUGUCAUUGUCUGAUGUUUUUGCAUGGUCGGAUUCGUCGAUCGUGCUGUCUUGGUUAAACAAUCCACAUACAUCGUUCAAGACGUUUGUCUCAAAUAGGAUAUUCCAAAUUCAGUCAACGAUCCCUGGUUGCAGCUGGAAACAUGUUCGGUCAGAAAAUAAUCCGGCCGACUGUGCUUCUCGGGGGCUCUCUCCUUCCGAGCUCCGGAAGUGUAAGCUAUAUUGGAAGGGACCCAACUUUCUUAAGUCUCCUAUUGAAACUUGGUCGCAAGAGAUCCCUUGCUUAGGGAUGGAACAAUUGCCAGAGACAAAACAGGUCAGUUUAUUGACCCGGGAAGCUCCUCCCGGGGAAUGGUUCGCUUGCUUCUCUUCCUUCAAUCACAUGAUUCGCGUGAUAGCUCGUUUGCGUCGGUUCAUGCUGGUUUGUAGGAAGAAGAGUGUUGAGGUAGGUUUUUUAAAGCAGUUCGAGUUGGAUGAUGCUCUACAAAUCGUGGUCAGAUGCUCCCAAGAAUGCUAUCUAAGCUCUUUAGUAUGCGGUCUACAAUGGGGGAGCCCGGUUCAGUCCAAGACGCUAGCUCGUCUUUGUCCGUUUUUGGAUUCGAACGGCAUAGUCCGAGUUGGCGGUCGUCUACAAAAUUCGAAUUGGUCAGAAAGGCGAAAACACCCAAUUUUGAUUCCGAAAGAGUCGCAUUUAGCUGUUCUAAUAACCCGGCAUUGGCACCUAUAUGCAUGUCACGCUCGACCACGGUUGCUUAUUGCUCUGGUUCAACAGCGGUUCUGGAUCAUUGGCAUUCGCCGGAUAGCUCAUCGGGUGAUUCGUCAGUGUGUGAUCUGUGCCAAAAUGUCAUCUGACAAUCCACAACCCAUCAUGGCUGCUCUGCCGGGGUUCCGGGUUCGAGAAGCUCACCCGUUUUCGAUUGUCGGCAUAGAUUAUGCAGGUCCCUUGCAAAUGAAGGAACUAAGCUUGAGAAAGGCACGUAUCGUGAAAGUUUACAUUGCGGUAUUCGUUUGUAUGACCACUAAAGCAGUGCACUUGGAACUAGUGUCUGCCCUCUCGACUGAGGCAUUUCUCUUGACCCUAGAUAGGUUCGUGGCUCGUCGUGGCCUACCGACGUCAAUCUAUUCAGAUUGUGGCACCAACUUUGUUGGUGCGGCCAGACAGCUGCGUCAAUUGGUUAAUCAUCCGGAUAGUAGGGAUCAGUUAUCGGGUCAUAUUGCUUGUGAGUGGCAUUUUAACCCUCCUGGUGCUCCCCACUUUGGAGGAAUUUGGGAAGCCGCCGUUAAGUCGGCCAAGUCAUUGCUUCUUCGGGCUAUGAAUUCUCAAAUCUGGACGUUGGAGGAGUUCGCGACGGUUUUGUGUAGGGUAGAAGCCGCCUUGAAUUCGCGUCCGCUGGUGCCAGAAUCAUCUGACCCAAAUGACUUGGAGUGCUUAACACCUGGACAUUUUUUGGUUGGUCGUCCCUUGAUGGCUAUUCCAGAGCCUGUUGAUACCAGUCCGCAAUUGGGACUGCAGACUCGCUGGAAGCUCCUCCAGCAGUCUUUCCAGUUCUUUUGGCGGCGUUGGUCUCGGGAAUAUUUGAACACCCUCCAAGCUCGUGGUAGGUGGACGAAUACCGAGACCAAUCUCGAAAUUGGGUCUAUGGUUAUCAUUAAGACUAAUGAUGCACCUCCGCUAUCGUGGCCACUGGGAAGAAUCAUCGAGGUGUAUCCGGGAACCGAUAAUGUGGUACGGGUAGCUAAGGUGAUGACUAAACAGGGGGUGUUUACUAGACCAGUGGUAAAACUAGUUCCUCUACCCACAGAUCCGUAG